AUGUUUGUCGCUCGCAAGGGAUUGCAACAAGUGGUGGCAACAACAGAUCUUCUGGAUGGCCUUUACUGGCUUCACACAGCUCAUCGAUUGGCCAAUGCGACAACAAACGGAUGCAACGGUGUCGACUUACAUGCGCGGAUGGGACACGCUCCAGUUGAUGUGCUUCGCAAAAUGGUGGCCACGAACAUGACCAAGGACGUAAAAGUACCUCUCACGUCAAGUGGAUCAAGCGCAUGCCGAGGAUGUCAACUAGGGAAAAUGGUCCAAAAACCAUUCCCAUGCAACAAGGACAAGCUCAGAUACGACACCUUCGAGCUACUUCACGUCGACAUCUGCGGACCCAUGAAGAUGAAUUCUCUGGGUGGCAGCAAGUAUCUACUGCUGAUCGUUGACGAAGCCAGUGGAUGCAUGAAGGGCUUCUGUCUACGUGUGAAGUCGGAAAGUGAAAACUACAUCACACGAUACAUCACGAUGGUGCAAGCGCAAUUUGGCAAGAAGGUCAAGCUCGUCUGA
This is a messenger RNA of Peronospora matthiolae, 513 nucleotides long. The record is from the annotation of a GenBank genome assembly. NCBI's taxonomy places the organism in Eukaryota, Oomycota, Peronosporomycetes, Peronosporales, Peronosporaceae.